AUGACUAGUACUAAAAACGACGACAACAAUAUUCUCCACGUCUCAAGGCUUGACUUUGGCAAUCCACCUUACCCCACUUGCAAGAAAACGACAACUUUCCCUUUCCAAAUCUUCAAUCUUCCUUAUCUCCAAUCCGUUUUCUUCUUCAAUUGUUUCACCAUCACCAACCCCAAUCUUGUUUCCAACUCUUCUUUUGCUUCUUCUUCUACACUUCAGCAGCUUAGUCUCCGGUCGAACCCGGCUCUAACCGGUCCAAUCCCACCGGAGAUUUCUCAUCUGAAAUCGUUAAAAAUCCUUACAUUGUCUCAGAACCGCCUCUCAGGCACAAUCCCAGAAGAGAUUUUCUCCUUGACCAAUUUAGUGCACCUUGAUUUGAGCUACAACAUGCUCACAGGCAGUGUCUCAGACCAAUUGGGCAAUCUCAAAAACCUUGUGGGGCUUGAUUUGAGCUACAACAUGAUUAGAAACACAAUCCCAAGCACAAUUGGCCAACUGGGUCUGCUUCAAAAGCUUGACUUGAGCUCCAAUUUGCUCACUGGUGGGAUUCCUAGUACUAUUGGGAAGCUCAAUUCAUUGGUGUUUUUGGCCUUGAGCAACAACCAUUUGAGUGGGAAAUUCCCACAAGAAAUAGAGAAUUUAGAGAGCUUGCAGUAUUUCAUAAUGGAUGAGAGAAUCCCAUGUCCAUGA
Messenger RNA from Morus notabilis, 687 nucleotides. RefSeq names its product protein TOO MANY MOUTHS-like. The record is from RefSeq and is a predicted model, not a curated record. The coding region runs from base 1 to 687 and encodes 228 amino acids. Gene Ontology annotation, molecular function: protein binding. NCBI's taxonomy places the organism in Eukaryota, Viridiplantae, Streptophyta, Magnoliopsida, Rosales, Moraceae. The transcript has a single exon.